This is a messenger RNA of Spodoptera exigua (beet armyworm), 662 nucleotides long. The record is from the annotation of a GenBank genome assembly. Lineage: Eukaryota; Metazoa; Arthropoda; Insecta; Lepidoptera; Noctuidae.
CGAAACUUCAAAAUGUCAUACUUUCAAGUUACAAUGUCUAACUCUAAAUUCAAAUGUCAGUUUUCAAUGUUAUUGUCGCGUGAUACGGAAGAGAAAAAACUCGUAAUAUCCAAAUAUGAGGCUUAUAAACAAUCAUCAUCUCUUUCUUUACAAAUUACACACAUUAUAUAAGCACAAAGUGUGACGGAAUCAGCUAGCUAAAACCAUAACCUCUUAUAAUACAUCAUUAAUUAACAGGAAAAUAAGUCGUAUUAUUUUAUUAGAAGUAAAAUGUGCAUAAGAUGAUAAAUAUUAGCCACAAACUUUACUCUCUACACGCUAAAAUGUUUAAACCCAAGAUUUUCCGCCUUCCAGUAAUAGUUAGAAGUCAGAACCAUCUUAUAAGACCUUGUACCACGACGUCCCAAACAGUAGACGAUGAAAAAGCGCGCGAAUUAGAAAGAAUUGCUAAAGAAGCUUCAAUAGAUGAGCCACCAACAAGUUGUUGCCAAUCCGGAUGCGCAAAUUGUGUGUACAUAGCAUGGGCUGAAGCCCUCUCGGCCAAGAUACAAAAUGUUGGUCCAGAAGUCAGUGACAAAAUAUUAGAAAUGGUACAAGACCCAUCUAUGAAAGCUUACCUUGAAAUGGAAUUAAGGAUAAGAGGGUUAAGAAAAUGAGUUUGU